UCCUCUCUUCUAUCAAAUCCUCCAGCUUGAAACCCUAAUCCCCUCCCGCGCGCCAAACCCUAGCAAUCUUGAUCCGUCCCUUUCCGCGAGACCCUUCUGCCGCCAUGGCCGCUGCAGACGCCGUGGCACCCGACGACGGCGAUCACGCCGUUCUCCGCGACGACGAGCGCGGGAUCCCUCGAUCCCUUUCCCUCCUCGCCGCGCUCGUGGAGGCCGAAGCCCUCUGCCACGCCACCGCCGCCGACGCCGACGCCGACUCCGACCUCAUCCGCGCCUUCCGCGGCGGCGCGACGCCCACCGUCCGGAUCGGUGAGUUCCUUGAGCGCAUCCACACCUUCAUCCAGCAGGAGAGCGUCCGCCAUGUGAUCGAGAUCCAGGGCGCGUGCUACGUUCUCGCCGGGAUCUACCUGAUCCGGUUCAUACGCAGCGGCGCCGCGCGGGAGGCGGGGAUCCUCAUCGACCCGUCCACCGCGCACCGACUCGUCGCCGUCGCGAUCUUCGUGGGCGCCAAGUUCGGCGGGCCCAUCUACAGGCUCCCGACGAGGUGGACCGUGGUGUUCGAGACCAGCUCGGACGCCGCGAUCCGCGCGAGGGAGAUGGCCGGCCUCGAACGGCGCUUCCUUAUUGCCGUCGAUUACCGCCUGUUCGUCCGUGCCGACCAGUUCGACUGGUUCUGUCGUGUCCUGGAGCGAGGGCCGCGGCCAAGCGGGAGAUGCGGCGGCGGCGGUGCUGGCAGGAAGAGGACGGCGGCGGAAGCUGUGGAGGGAGAAGCGGAGGAUGGCCGCCGCCGCGUCCGGGCCUCCCUGCCGCCGCCAUCUGUCGUCGCCAACUAGGACCACGAUAUCUGCAUCCACAGGUUCAAUUAUAUUUACAUAAUGUAUUUUCUUUUGCUGCUUCUUGUCUAUCAGUUGUUUGCAGGUGGCAAGGGUGGAGAAGAUGCAGUUGGCGUUGGAAGAGUUUGAUCAGACGAGGCAAGGGUGGAGAAAAUGCAGCCGGCGUUGGAAGAGUUCGAUCAGCGGCCAUCGUCGGAGUAGAGUGUAAAAAAACCAGUUUUAAUCGUAGGAUGUUUAGAAACUGUUAACUCUGUCAAAUUCUAUCAAUCCCUGUGUCUUAGAUUUCCAUCUUAUUGGAAGUAGAUAAAGAAAUGCAGGGGCAACGCCAUGUUGAGCUUGCCGAGUGCACAGGCACCAGGGAAAAAUUUAGCUUUUAGUUAUUAGCAUCUAAUCUCCACCUUUUGUGUACUCCCUAGAAAAAAAAAUAUGUGCACCACCUUCAGCUGCCUAGCAGGCUGCAGGCAGCCCAUGAAGGCCCAAGAAAGAGGGAAAAUGAAAAGCCGCGACACGUCCCUCGCCGCCUCGCGCAAAAUGCCCAGACCGACGCCCCCAAAUCGCAGAACGGCGGAAGCCGGAAGCAGCGGAGCGGAGGCACUGCACGGCGCACCCACUUGCCAUGAUCGCUGGCCACCGGCUAACCGCUCAGGCGCUCAGCACGGCAGGGUAGCACGCCUCAUCGAGCAGGAAUCGCUGAUUGCAGGUUGCGGCAUCAAGGCAUCAAGCCCUCCACGUCUGCAUUGUGAUGGGUUUGCAAUUGGGGCUAUAGUUUUGCUUAUUGAAAAGAAGGUCUAAAGAAUUUGGCGGGACUUGAGGACCAGGAGUUUUAGUACUGAAAUCAUGUCAAUAUGUUUCAAUCUGGGUUCUGAAAUGGAAGCCUUUGGUGUAUGGAAUUUGUAUCAAUCUUGGACACUGGAAUGGAAACCUCUCUUGGUGUGGUUUUGAGAUGUGUUUGAUGGAGCCUCUCGAGAAUGAAACUCUACUUUUGUCAUCAUAAAAAAUUUCUGAUGAUUCUUAUUCCUCUUACUGGUUGAUGCCUGAAGCAAUGAAUGAAUAUGAACCAGAGGAAUGUGAACGAAUCUUCAGGGGCGCCGGCGUUGUCUGGUUUUGAAUUUCCAGAUAGCAUUGAUAAUGCGCUCAGCUGCAUCGACACAAGCUGUUUGAUCUGUCUGUCCGCAGGUUAAGUUCCAGAAGAUAUCAGCACUGAACAUUGUGCUUUGCAGCAGAAGCGAGAUAUAGUACUAUACUUUUGUCC
Oryza sativa Japonica Group (Japanese rice) is the source of this 2085-nucleotide messenger RNA. Lineage: Eukaryota; Viridiplantae; Streptophyta; Magnoliopsida; Poales; Poaceae. The record is from RefSeq and is a predicted model, not a curated record.